Molecule: messenger RNA, 615 nt
Organism: Phlebotomus argentipes
Lineage: Eukaryota; Metazoa; Arthropoda; Insecta; Diptera; Psychodidae
Product: globin CTT-VI-like
Exons: 4
Coding region: 122-592 (156 amino acids)
Biological process (GO): oxygen transport
Molecular function (GO): heme binding; oxygen binding; iron ion binding
Source: RefSeq, a predicted model, not a curated record
AGUCAUUCUCUGCGUCGCCAAAGAACCUGACAUUGGAUCUCUUGGACUGGCGGUCCGAAGUGGUUUUUACGCAAUAUCUCGCGUGUGGAUAAUUAAGUGGACAAAAGAAACCUCGUGAACGAUGGGUCUAACGCCAGAGCAGGUGGAAAUCGUCAAGAGCACGUGGGAGACCGUGGCGAAGGCACCCGAGGAUGCUGGAGAGGCAAUUCUCUUGCGCUUCCUCGAGAAGUACCCGCACAAUCAGACCUACUUCCCCUUCCGCAACGUCCCGCGCGAGAAGCUCAAGGGGAGCGUCAUGUUCAGGAGCCACGCAGGACGUGUAGUAGCCGUAUUCCAGAAAUCAGUUGAUGCCUUCAACACUGCCGAUCCUGUGGCGACUCUUGUGGAAACCUGGACUGAGAUCGCCAAGACGCACUUCAAACGAAACAUUAAGCAAAAAUCGUUCGAUGAGCUCAAAGAGGUGGUACUUGAGAUACUGACAGCAGCUUGCAAACUGGACGGUGUGCAGCAGACUGCCUGGGCUGUGACUUUGGACACAAUCUUCGAGAUAAUCUCAAAGGAGCUCGUGAAUUUGGGUACAUCUUCUCAGUGAGGAGCAGCGCGAAAUCGCAUUUU